AUGCUGCGGUCCCAGAACUUCUGGAGCCCAGCCGUGGUGAAUCCCACCAUGUUCUUCAACAUCGCUGUCGAUGACAAUCCCUUGGGCACAUCUCCUUUGAGAUUGGAGUUGUUUGCAGACAGAGUUCCAAAGACAGCAGAAAACUUUUGUGCUCUGAGCACUGGGGAGAAAGUAUUUGGCUAUAAAGGUUCCUGCUUUCACAGAAUUAUUCCGGGAUUUAUGUGCCAGGGUGGUGACUUCACACACCAUAAUGGCACAGGUGGCAAGUCCAUCUAUGGGAAGAAAUUUGAUGAUGAGAAUUUCAUUCUGAAGCACAUGGGUCCUGGCAUCUUGUCCAUGGCAAAUGCUGGACCCAACACAAAUGGUUCUCAGUUUUUCAUGUGCACUGACAAGAAUGAGUGGUUAGAUGGCAAGCAUGUGGUCUUCGGCCAGGUGAAAGACAGCAUGGAUAUUGUGACAGUCCUGGAGAGCUGUGGGUCCAGGAAUGGCAAGACUAGCAAGAUCACCGUUGCUGACUGUGGACAACUCUAA
This is a messenger RNA of Molossus molossus (Pallas's mastiff bat), 531 nucleotides long. Its product is annotated as peptidyl-prolyl cis-trans isomerase A-like. Gene Ontology annotation, biological process: protein peptidyl-prolyl isomerization; protein folding. The transcript is spliced from 2 exons. Gene Ontology annotation, molecular function: peptidyl-prolyl cis-trans isomerase activity. The record is from RefSeq and is a predicted model, not a curated record. NCBI's taxonomy places the organism in Eukaryota, Metazoa, Chordata, Mammalia, Chiroptera, Molossidae. Bases 1 to 531 code for a protein of 176 amino acids.